AUGAAGUUCAGGAACGCAGCCCACUUGACUGCUGGGGCCAGACAUUCAAAGGGCGACCCAUGUGUGGACUGCAUAUGCCCACUGACUUCAGCUAGGCAGCUAGAGAGCGUAGGGGUUAGGCCAUGCUCUCUGGCUUCAGCAAAGCAGUGGAGUAGUGUCCUGACCACUGGCCCCAUGCUGGUCUUAAAGGAAGGUGCCACCUCUGAGCUCUCCCACCUGCAAAAUGGCGUCUGUCAGUGCCUCCAUCUCUGGGGAGAGUUUCAAAUAUCCCCUGACCCUCUAGCAGGUGGAAAAGCAGUUCACCCCGUUUCCAGAUCUUUUUCAGAAGAAAAUGUUCCAUAUAUCGCCAUAGUUCUGGUAUGUCUAAGGGAGGCGAGUUCAGGGUCUUCCUAUACUGCUGUCUUGCGGAAGUCCAUGGAGAAACCCCCGGUCUGGCGGAUGUCUCUAAAGGCCCAGAGGGCACCUGAGGGUGGGAAAGACAGGACGGUGGACAAGGUUAGUUCAGGGGCCAGCUCUGGAAUAUACCAGGGCCAUUUCUGGGAGAGCCUGAGUGUUAGGAACUACAGUUCCCCCACGUCUCUAUCCUGUAAGGGCUAUAGUCUAUAUCAUCAGAAACUACAAGAAUCAAAGGUGUGCUACCUGUCCUCCAGUGCCUACCACAGUGCCGGGCAUACAGAUGGCAUGGCCCACAUAGAUGCUGACCGAACAGAUGAAUGGCUCUACAAAGUCUCAUGCUGCUAUGAUAUGACUUGGGGCGGCUUCAGAAAGCCAGCUGCAGUACUCUCAGUAUUAAUACUACAGAAAAUGCAUAAGAACCUUCUUCACACAGGAUACCGAAAUAAUGCUCGUGAACAAAGACUCAGAGAUGAGCUAGGUCUGCAGAGGAUGCUGAGAGUUUGCGGAAGUCCUGUGAGCAUAGAGGACAAGGAGCGAAGAGGGGAAAACAAAGAUGGGGAAAUAAGACUGGGAAGAUCCCUAGCACAACACAGACGAGAAGUUGUGGAAGAGACAGUGAGCCAGAGGAGAGGCCUGGACGCCUAUUCCUAUCAGAGAUAUCACCCCAUGGAGGAGAUCUAUCAGUGGAUGAUCCAGAUAAGUGAGAAGUACGCAGAAGUCGUGACACAGCAUUUCUUGGGAAUGACCUAUGAGACCCGGCCCAUGUAUUAUUUGAAGAUCAGCCAACCAUCCAAUAAUCCCAAGAAGAUCAUUUGGAUGGACUGUGGAAUUCAUGCCAGGGAAUGGAUUGCCCCAGCUUUUUGCCAAUGGUUUGUGAAAGAAAUUCUACAAAACUAUAAAGACGACUCAAGGAUAAAAAAGUUGCUUAGAAACCUGGACUUUUAUGUGCUUCCCAUUCUGAACAUAGAUGGUUAUAUCUACACUUGGACAACUGAUCGGCUUUGGAGGAAAUCCCGUUCAUCACACAAUAAUGGCACAUGUUUUGGGACAGAUCUCAAUCGAAAUUUCAAUGUAUCGUGGUGCAGCAUCGGCGCAUCUAGAAACUGCCAAGAUAUAACGUUCUGCGGGACAGGACCGGUAUCGGAACCGGAGACAAAAGCUGUCUCCAGCUUAAUAGAGAGCAAGAAGGACAACAUCGUGUGCUUCCUGACCAUGCACUCUUUUGGGCAGCUCAUUCUCACUCCUUAUGGCUACACUAAAAAUAAGUCCAGUAACCACGAGGAGCUGAUCCAAGUUGGACAGAAGGCAGCAAAUGCAUUGAAAGAAAAGCAUGGAACCAAUUAUAGAGUUGGAUCGAGUGCAGAUAUUUUAUAUGCCACAUCCGGGUCUUCAAGAGACUGGGCUCGGGACAUUGGGAUCCCCUUCUCAUACACGUUUGAGCUGCGGGACAAUGGUACAUACGGAUUUGUUCUGCCAGAAGGACAGAUUCAGGCCACCUGCGAGGAGAGCAUGGCAGCUAUACUCUCGGUCCUGGAUGACGUCUAUGAGAAAUACUGGGGCACGGACAGUGCUGGAAAGGCAGCAUCUUCCGCCGUGGUGCUGGGCCUGCUAGUCUCCUUCAUGUCUCUUCUCUGA
Lynx canadensis (Canada lynx) is the source of this 2031-nucleotide messenger RNA. RefSeq names its product carboxypeptidase O (gene CPO). The record is from RefSeq and is a predicted model, not a curated record. NCBI's taxonomy places the organism in Eukaryota, Metazoa, Chordata, Mammalia, Carnivora, Felidae. Gene Ontology annotation, biological process: proteolysis. Gene Ontology annotation, molecular function: zinc ion binding; metallocarboxypeptidase activity.